This is a messenger RNA of Calidris pugnax (ruff), 408 nucleotides long. RefSeq names its product beta-microseminoprotein-like. Lineage: Eukaryota; Metazoa; Chordata; Aves; Charadriiformes; Scolopacidae. The record is from RefSeq and is a predicted model, not a curated record. The transcript has 4 exons. The coding region runs from base 1 to 408 and encodes 135 amino acids.
AUGGAGAUCAAGAUGCCAAUGCCCGUCAGCCCACAAAACAAGCUUUUUGCAAGACUCUUUGAGGUGCCACCUUCUGAUGGAUGGUCGGAACGGCUGCUGCUCCUUUACUUGAUCCUUCUCUUCUCAAGGACUCUGUGUGAUGCUCGCUGUUACUUUAGACCAGCCAGCAAAUACGGGUGCCUUUCGAACAGAAACCUCUAUGUUUUCGGCGCGGUGUGGAAGACGGACGAUUGUUACCAAUGCAGGUGUAAGAUGACUGCGAUGAUUUGCUGCAGCUUGGUUGUAAUCCCCAAGAACUAUGACAGGGUGAACUGCGUUGGCCUAUUCCACAAGAAGAGCUGUUCCAUCCGAGUGGUGAAGAAGACUAAUCCUGACGUAACCUGCAAAGUCUACAAUGGAAUUGGUUAA